GAGCGCGGGCGGGGCGGGGGCCUCCGGGCGGGGGAAUAUACAAAGUGAAGCCACAUUGCCAAACUUGCAGCAGCGAUUGCAGCAGUUGCUGCCGCUGCGCCGCGCCGCGCGGGCCGAGGGCUCCUGCAGCUGCUCGCGCGGAGCCGGAGGCGGAGAAGAACGACGAGGACCGAGACUGACGCUUCUUCUUCCCGGCGCCUGCCACUUACGCGGGGCCCCCCAACACAGUCUCAGAGCAGCGCGUUAAAAAAAAAAAAAAAAAAAAAAAAAAAAGAAAGAAAGAAAGAAAAGAAAAGCAGCCCUUAGCCCCCUCCUCCCCUUUCCUGCUUCUGCGAGAACAUCCCCCCCUCCCUCCAGCUCCGCCAGCCAAGGCGCCUCUUCCUUGGAAGCCGAACGGCUUCGCUCGAAUUUCGCCGCCGCCGCCUCUCGCAAUAUUGCAAUAUAGGGGAAAAGCAGACCAUGGUGAAUCCGGGCAGCAGCUCACAGCCGCCCCCGGUGACGGCCGGCUCCCUCUCCUGGAAGCGGUGCGCAGGCUGCGGAGGCAAGAUUGCGGACCGCUUUCUGCUCUAUGCCAUGGACAGCUACUGGCACAGCCGGUGCCUCAAGUGUUCCUGCUGCCAGGCGCAGCUGGGCGACAUCGGCACGUCCUGUUACACCAAGAGCGGCAUGAUCCUUUGCAGAAAUGACUACAUUAGGUUAUUUGGGAAUAGCGGUGCUUGCAGCGCUUGUGGACAGUCUAUUCCUGCGAGUGAACUCGUCAUGAGGGCCCAAGGCAAUGUGUAUCAUCUGAAGUGUUUUACAUGCUCUACCUGCCGGAAUCGCCUGGUCCCAGGAGAUCGGUUUCACUACAUCAAUGGCAGUUUAUUUUGUGAACAUGAUAGACCUACAGCUCUCAUCAAUGGCCAUUUGAAUUCACUUCAGAGCAAUCCACUACUGCCAGACCAGAAGGUCUGCUAAAAGGUCAGAGUAAUGCAGAAUGCGUGCCUUCAUCUCAGAUCUUGUUCAUCACAGGUGGAUCCCAUGUGUCUUCAGUAGACAAGUCACCUUUGUAGCUAGCACCAGUGCCAGCUCCAUGCCAUUGCACCUUCUUUAGUCUUGAUUGCCCUUCUUGCAUUUAUUGGUGUAUUAAAAUGACUGAAUAUGAACAUUAAGGACUCCAUGAACCUGGGCUAAUGGGAGACUGUAGAGAAAAUGAAAAAAGAUCCACCGGAGGACAUCUUUGGGGGGGAGGGAGCUUGGGAGGAGGGAAAUGACUAAUGAAGCUAAUUAAAAGAAGCAUUCAAAUCUGCUUUCUACCCUCAUUAACAAUUAGCAGGGCACUGGCCAGAGUUUGUACCCUGUGUUUUUACCUUAACAACAUUCUAUUUGCUCUUUGUAUAUUUAAGUGUUGUAAGGAAAUGUGUUUCAAUCAAAACUGAACAUGAGAUAAAGGAAAGAGAUGUGGCUUUUGUGAUAUUCUAUCACAAACACUUUUAUUGUAUCUCUGUAAAAUACAAUGUAUGUAUGCAUGUAAGUGUUUUCGUCCUAAUGUUGCUACUCCCAUGGCAAAGAAAAAAAAAAAAGAAUGAAAAAAAGAAAAAAAAAUUGGAAAAAAAGUCAGGCUCAUAGAAGCUACUGUGUAGAAAUUCCCCCCUACUUCUAAUUUGCUGAAUGAAGAAACAAAUCUUUUAUUUGUGAUAUUUUCAGAGACAUUUGCUCUAGUAUGGUGUAUUUAAAUAAUAAAAACUUAAAA
Kogia breviceps (pygmy sperm whale) is the source of this 1732-nucleotide messenger RNA. RefSeq names its product LIM domain only 4 (gene LMO4). Lineage: Eukaryota; Metazoa; Chordata; Mammalia; Artiodactyla; Physeteridae. The record is from RefSeq and is a predicted model, not a curated record.